AUGUUUUUAAGAAGUGAUCUUUCUUCGAGAGAACAAAGGAAGAUUGAUUGCUUCGUCAAUCACUCUUCCUGGGGAGUCAUUCAUCAAUCCUCACCCAGAGAAGGAGGAGGAGGAGGAGGAGGAGGAGGAGGAGGAGGAGGAGGAGGAGGAGGAGGAGGAGGGGUGGGGGAGGAGGAGCACGGCCACAACAGUCCCGAGACCUCCCCAGUACCCCCGGGUCUCAACGACCUCCUUAACACCCAGCUAAAACCAGGUUGUUCUGAACGAUGCUUAGCUGACCUCUCUUCUAUUGCUGCAACAACAUUAAGCAUGGGGCAGGGUCUCUGCACACCCAAUUCCAGGGGGCUUCCAGGUCCUAACAGGCGCGAAGACACGACGACGGCCCUUCGCUGCGGGUGCUGA
Molecule: messenger RNA, 402 nt
Organism: Macrobrachium nipponense
Lineage: Eukaryota; Metazoa; Arthropoda; Malacostraca; Decapoda; Palaemonidae
Product: protein no-on-transient A-like
Exons: 2
Coding region: 1-402 (133 amino acids)
Source: RefSeq, a predicted model, not a curated record